AUGGCGGUCGGAGUCGGCGGACCCGCAGUGGCCGAGCGGUCGCCCGACGCCGUCCUCUUCGACAUGCGCAGCAAAUCCGAGGACAUCCGCUUCCGUGCCGCCAACGAGCUCUCCCACUACGUCCUCGCCAGCUCGCGCACCCUGUCGGCAGAAGCCUUCAACAAGGUCUAUUCGGAGAUCCACGCCCGAUGCUUUGCCCUCGUCAACUCGGGCGACCUCCAGGACAAGCUCGCUGGCAUCACCGCCAUCGACAAGCUCGUGGACGUCCUCGGCAACGACAUGUCGCGCGCGAUCCGCCUCGCCGCCUCGGUCCAGCGCGCCUUCCCUUGUCCCGACCCGCUCGUCAUGACCAUGGCGGCCAAGGUCUUUGCUCGACUGGCGGCGCAAGGAGGGUCGCAGAUGGGCGAGCACGUCGACAUCCAGGUCAAGAGCUGUAUCGAGUGGCUGCAAGGCGAGCGCAUCGAGGCACGACGCUACGCCGCCGUCCUCGUCCUGCGCGAGUUGACCCGCUCGGCGCCGGGCCUCGUAUACGAGAACGUGCCCGACCUGCUCGACAACCUGUGGACCGCGCUCCGCGACCCCAAGGUCGCCAUCCGCGAGGCGGCGUCGGGCGCGCUCGCCGGGUGUCUCGUCAUCGCCAUGCAGCGCGACUCUCAGUACCGCAACGACAUGUUCACCAUGGAGUUGUUCCUCCAGAGCAAGACGUACAUGAGCGACCGCUACGCCGAGACGUGCGACCAGAUCCUGUCGUUCAAGGACCAUCGCGACCCGCUCGUGCGGCGCGCCGUCGUCGAGCUCAUUCCGACCCUCGCCUCGUUCAACACGCCGGCGUUCACGUCCCAGUACCUCCACAAGACGAUGGUGUUCCUCCUCGGCCAGCUCAAGAACAACCGCGACCGCACGACGUCGUUCCAGGCGAUCGGCCUCGUCGCCAUGCAGGUCAAGGCGGCCAUGGCGCCCUACCUCGACCCGAUCCUCACGAGCGUCAAGGAGGGCCUCCUGCAGCGCGGCAAGAAGGGCGCGCCGUCCGAGGAGAGCAUCUUUCAGUGCAUCGGCAUGCUCGCCCAGUCGGUAGGGCAGGCGCUCACCAAGCACAUGCACGAGCUCCUCGACCUCAUGUUCGCGUACGGCCUGUCGCCGGCGCUCGAGGUCGCCCUCACGCAGCUCGGCAAGGACAUCCCGCCCCUGUUGCCCGAGAUCCAAGAGCGCAUCCUCAACCUCGUGUCGCAGAUCCUCGCCGGCGAGCCGUUCGUCCAGGCCGGCGCGCCCCGUCGUCAACAGCGCCUCGAGCGCGCCCUGCAGCUCCCGGCCGAGCAGCGCGACGAGGCCCAGAUCAUGCUCGCGCUCGAGGUCCUCGGCACGUUCAACUUCCGGGGCGUGUUCCAGAUCCACCGCACGGCGCCGCCGUCCGAGGCCGACGACGAGCACAGCCUCGGCGAGUUUGUCCGGGACCACGUGGCGCGGUACGUCGACGACGACAACCCCGACAUCCGCCGUGCGGCCGCCCUGUCGUGCUGCUCGAUCCUCGCGCACGACCCGGUCGUUGGCCAGACGAGCAACAACGCCAUCCGGCUCGUCAACGAGGUCCUCGAGAAGCUCCUCACGCUUGCCAUCGCCGACCCGGACCCAACCAUCCGCCAGGACACGAUCUCGAACCUCGACGCCAAGUUUGACCGCCACCUCGCGCAAGCUGAAUGCGUCCGGUCGCUGUUCAUCGCGCUCAACGACGAGGUGUACGCGAUCCGCGAGGUCGCCAUCAAGAUCAUCGGUCGCCUCGCCGGCGUCAACCCGGCGUACGUCAUGCCGUCGCUCCGCAAGACGCUCAUCCAGCUCUUGACGGAGCUCGAGUACUCGACCUCGGCCCGGAGCAAGGAGGAGGCGUCGACCCUCCUCGGGCUCCUCGUCGGCGCGUCGCAGCGCCUCACGCGCCCCUACGUCGUCCCGAUGCUCAACGUCCUCCUGCCCAAGUCGCGCGACGCGUCGCCCGCCGUCGCCUCGAGCAUCAUGACGACGCUCGGCGAGCUCGCGAGGGUCGGCGGCGAGGACCUCCUCGUCCAACUCGGGCCCCUCAUGGCCCUCAUCCUCGACACGCUCCACGACCAGGCGUCGACCGUCAAGCGCGAGGCGGCGCUGCACACGCUCGGCCAACUGAGCUCGUACGCCGGCUACGUGAUCGACCCGUACCUCGACCACCCGAGCCUUCUCGGGCUCCUCAUCGGGCUCCUCAAGACCGAGUCGGGGCAGCACACGCGGCGCGAGAUCAUCCGCGUCAUGGGCACGCUCGGCGCGCUCGACCCGUACCGGCACACGGUCGUCGAGGGCAUCUCGAACGACGCGUACGUCGAGGCGUUUAACCCGACCGACCCGACGCACCCGUCCAACAUCGGGCCCCAGCACGACGAGUACUACCCGACGAUCGCCUUCUCGGCGCUCCUCGUCGUCUUCAACGACCCGUCCCUGUCGGAGCACCACACGGCCGUCGUCGACGCCAUCAUGUACAUCUUCAGGUCGUUGCGCCUCAAGGUCGUCACGUUCCUCCCUCAAGUCCUGCCGGCGUUCCUCAACGUCAUGCGCAGCUGCCCCGUCGGCCUCCAGGAGUACUACUUCCAGAACCUCGGCCAGCUCAUCUCGAUGGUCAAGCAGCACGUCCGCAACCACCUGGCGCCCAUCAUGGCCACCAUCCGCGAGUUCUGGACGACGACGACCAACCCGGGCCUGCAGGUCAUCAUCGUCGACGUGAUCCAGUCGAUCGCGCUCGCGCUCGACGCCGAGUUCAAGGCCUACCUGCCCAACCUCCUCCCGCUCAUGCUCCAGGCGUUCGAGCAAAACCUCGGGUUCAAGGAGGCGCGCCGCCAGAACACGCUCAUCCGGGUCCUGCACGCGUUCGGCAUCUUUGGGUCGAGCCUCGAGGAGUACCUGCAUCUCGUCAUCCCGGCCAUCGUCCGCACGUUCGAGCAACCCGACGUGCCCCUCAUCCUCCGCAAGCAGGCGAUGCAGACCAUCACGCAGCUGUCGCGCAAGCUCAACUUUGCCGACCACGCGUCGAGCAUCGUGCACCCGAUCGCGCGCGUCCUGUCGUCGCCCAUGUCGCCCGCCGAGCUGCGCACGCCCGCCAUGGAGGCCCUGUGCGCCAUCCUCCUUCAGAUGGGCUCCGACUUUGUCCUGUUCGUCGGCAUGAUCAACAAGGCCCUCGUCAAGAACCGCAUCGUCCACACCCAUUACGAGGGGCUCGUCGCUCGCCUCCUCAAGGGCGAGCCUCUGCCCCAGAACCUCACGUUCGGCGACCCGAUCAUCCUCCCGAGCAACGAGGCGACCGUCGCUGCCGACGCCGGCGUCGGCAAGCUCCCCGUCAACCAGGUCAUGCUCAAGGCGGCGUGGGAGCCGGCCGACCGCGCCAAGCCCGACGACUGGCGCGAGUGGCUCAAGCGCCUGAGCGUCCAGCUCCUCAAGUCGUCGCCGUCCCACACGCUCCGGGCGUGCGCCAACCUCGCCGAGGUGUACCCGCCACUCGCUCGCGACCUGUUCAACGCCGCGUUCGUCUCGUGCUGGACCGAGCUGUACGACCAGUACCAGGAGGAGCUCGUGCGCGCCAUCUCGACCGCGCUCGCCUCGCCGACGUUGCCGCCCGAGAUCACCCAGACGCUCCUCAACCUCGCCGAGUUUAUGGAGCACGACGACAAGGUCCUGCCGAUCCCGAUCGCGACGCUCGGCGCGUACGCCCUCAAGUGCCGCGCCUACGCCAAGGCGCUGCACUACAAGGAGCUCGAGGUCCUGUCGGACCCGUCGGUCCAGACGAUCGAGGAGCUCAUCCGCAUCAACAACUCGCUCCAGCAACCCGACGUGUCGAUCGGCAUCCUCACGCACGCGCACCAGGUCCACAACCUCGAGCUCAAGGAGGAGUGGUACAUCGAGCUCGAGCGGUGGGAGGACGCGCUCGCCGCGUUCGAGCGCCGCACGCAGGAGGCGCCCGGCGACACCGAGGCGACGCUCGGCCGCAUGCGGUGCCUGCACGCGCUCGGCGAGUGGGAAUCGCUCGCCAUCCUCGCGCAGGAAAACUGGUCCAAGGCGCCGCACGACAUGAAGCGCAAGAUUGCGCCGCUCGCCGCCGCCGCGUCGUGGGGGCUCGCGCAGUGGGAGUCGAUGGACGCCUACAUCCAGGUCCUCAAGCACGACUCGGCCGACCGCGCCUGGUUCCGCUCCAUCCUGUCGAUCCACCGCGGCCAGUUCCACAAGGCGCAGAGCCACAUCAACAAGGCGCGCGACCUGCUCGACACCGAGUUGACGACGCUCGUCGGCGAGAGCUACAACCGCGCCUACGACGCCGUCGUCCGCAUCCAGAUGCUGUCCGAGCUCGAGGAGAUCAUCACGUACAAGGAGGCGACCGCCCACGGCAACCAGGAGCGCCGCGCCGUCAUCCAGAAGACGUGGAUGAAGCGCCUCAAGGGCUGCAAGCGCGACGUCGACGUGUGGCAGCGCAUCCUCAAGGUCCGCGCGCUCGUCGUCACGCCGCGCGAGAACACCGAGAUGUGGGUCAAGUUCGCCAACCUGUGCCGCAAGUCGGGCCGGCUCGGCCUCGCCGAGAAGACGCUCAACUCGCUCCUCGGCGACGACCACGCGACCAUGGGCGGGCCGGCCAUGUCGGGCCCGCCCCAGGUCAUCUACGCGCACCUCAAGUACCAGUGGGCGAGCGGCGCCCGCGAGGAGACGCUCGCGUUCCUGCGCGACUUUACCGCCAAGCUGUCGGCCGACCUCGGCAUCCACCCGGACGGCGAGCAGGCGGCCAACGCCGAGGUCGUUAACUCGGGGCGCAAGGCCGAGUACACGCGCCUCCUCGCUCGCUGCCACUACAAGCUCGGCGAGUGGCAGAGCGCCAUGCAGGAGGACUGGGGCUCGGACAUCAUCCCCGACAUCCUGCGCUCGUACCUGCUCGCGACGAGCCUCGACCCGACGUGGUACAAGGCGUGGCACGCGUGGGCCCUCGCCAACUCGGAGGUCGUGUCGCACUUUGCCAAGAGCCAGGGCGAGCAGGACCCGAACAAGCCCCAGGCCUACUCGGUCCACCUCGUGCCCGCCGUCCAAGCCUUCUUCCGCUCGAUCGCCCUGUCGACCGACAGCUCGCUGCAGGACACGCUCCGCCUCCUGACGCUCUGGUUCAAGUACGGCCACGUCAACGAGGUCUCGACCGCCAUCAUGGAGGGCUUCCGCAGCGUCUCGAUCGACACCUGGCUCGACGUCGUUCCGCAGCUCAUCGCCCGCAUCCACGCGCCCGACCCGGCCGUGCGCAAGCUCAUUCAGCACGUCCUGACGGACGUCGGGCGGGCGCACCCGCAGGCGCUCGUCUACCCGCUCACGGUCGCGUCCAAGUACCCGAGCGAGACUCGCCGCCGUGCCGCCCUGUCGAUCAUGAACAAGAUGCGCGACCACAGCGCGACGCUCGUCGAGCAGGCCGUCCUCGUCUCGCAAGAGCUCAUCCGGGUCGCCAUCCUGUGGCACGAGUUGUGGCACGAGGGCCUCGAGGAGGCGUCGCGGCUCUUCUACGGCGACCACAACGUCGACGCCAUGUUUGCGACGCUCGAGCCGCUCCACGACAUGCUCGAGAAGGGUCCCGAGACGCUGCGCGAGAUCUCGUUCGCCCAGACGUUCGGCCGAGACCUCGCCGACGCGCGCGAGUCGUGCCGGCGGUACCGCCAGUACGGCGAGAUCAACGACCUGAAUCACGCGUGGGACCUCUACUACCAGGUCUUCCGCAAGAUCAACAAGAACCUGCCGACGCUCACGCUCCUCGAGCUGCAGUACGUCUCGCCCAAGCUCCUCAACGCCAAGGACCUCGAGCUCGCCAUCCCGGGCACGUACCAGACGGGCAAGCGCAUCGUGCGCAUCGCGAGCUUUGGCGCCAACCUCGAGGUGUUCACGUCGAAGCAGCGCCCGCGCAAGCUUCGCGUCCAUGGCAGCGACGGCGUCGAGUACAACUUCCUCCUCAAGGGCCACGAGGACCUGCGCCAAGACGAGCGCGUCAUGCAGCUGUUCGGCCUCGUCAACACGCUCCUCGGCAAGGACCCCGAGACGUUCAAGCGGCACCUGACGAUCGUCAAGUACCCCGUCAUCCCGCUCUCGCCCAACUCGGGCCUGCUCGGGUGGGUCAACAACACCGACACGCUCCACGUCCUCAUCAAGAACUACCGCGACAGCCGCAAGAUCCUGCUCAACAUCGAGCACCGCCUCAUCCUCCAGAUGGCGCCCGACUUUGACCACCUCAUGCAGAUCCAGAAGCUCGAGGUGUUCGAGUACGCCUUGGACAACACGACGGGCCAGGACUUUUACCGCGUCCUGUGGCUCAAGAGCCGCAACUCGGAGGCGUGGCUCGACCGCCGCAGCAACUACUGCCGCACGCUCGCCGUCAUGUCCAUGGUCGGCCACAUCCUCGGCCUCGGCGACCGGCACCCGUCCAACCUCCUCAUGGACCGCGUCAGCGGCAAGAUCGUCCACGUCGACUUUGGCGACUGCUUCGAGGUGGCCAUGCAGCGCGAGAAACACCCCGAGAAGGUCCCGUUCCGCCUCACGCGCAUGCUCACCUCGGCCAUGGAGGUGUCGGGCAUCGAGGGCACGUUCAAGAUCACGUGCCAGCACACGAUGCGCGUGUUGCGCGAGAACAAGGAGUCGAUCCUCGCCGUCCUCGAGGCGUUCGUCCACGACCCGCUCAUCAACUGGAGGCUCGUCCAGGGCGGCAGGCAGGUGGGAGGGCAGCAGGCGCGAGGCGGGCCGGAGAACGGGGCGGCGGGUGCGACGAGGCGGCCUCGAGGCGACGAGACCAACAUUCACGAUGAUGGAGCAGUGGGCGAGAUCAACACGCGAGCUGUACAAGUCAUCGAGCGCGUGCAACAGAAGCUCACCGGCCGCGAUUUCAAGCCGACCCAGAGCCUCGCUGUCGAUGCCCAAGUCGACCGGCUCAUCGAGCAGGCGACCUCGCUGGCCAACCUCUCGCAAAUGGUGACCGCCUCCUCCGCCGCCGACCCGACCUUCCCGCCCUUCGACCCACCUCCUCUCGCACCUCCUGCCGUCCUCGAUACCCUCGUCGUCGUUCUCUAUCCGUCCGCUGUAGCUGUAGACGUCCUGGAAGAUACCUCUUUUCUCUCUCU
This is a messenger RNA of Rhodotorula graminis WP1, 7136 nucleotides long. RefSeq lists its product as uncharacterized. The transcript has 24 exons. Gene Ontology annotation, biological process: protein phosphorylation; TOR signaling; negative regulation of macroautophagy. Gene Ontology annotation, cellular component: TORC1 complex; TORC2 complex; nucleus. The record is from RefSeq and is a predicted model, not a curated record. The annotation marks the transcript as partial. Gene Ontology annotation, molecular function: protein binding; protein-containing complex binding; protein serine/threonine kinase activity. NCBI's taxonomy places the organism in Eukaryota, Fungi, Basidiomycota, Microbotryomycetes, Sporidiobolales, Sporidiobolaceae.